AUGGCUGAAAAGAAGAAUGUUUUGGGGCUGCCACUGCUGUUUUUGCUAAUAGCUGUUGCUCUCCUGCAUUUAUUAAUUUGUCCGUUCACUAAAGUUGAGGAGAGCUUUAAUUUACAAGCGACGCACGACAUUCUGUAUCACAGACUUAACUUUGACAAGUAUGACCAUCAUGAGUUCCCUGGUGUGGUGCCACGGACUUUCCUUGGCCCCCUGUUUCUCUCCAUGCUCUGCUCCCCUGUUGUGUUGCUGUCCUCUCUGCUGGAUGCACCAAAAUUCUACGCGCAGCUGACAGUCCGAGCUUCCCUCGGAGUGUGUGUUAUCGGUGCACUGUGGCACAUGCAGAGGGAGGUGAGGAGGCAGUUCGGCUCCACAGUUGCGGGUCUCUUCUGUCUGACGUGUGCCUCUCAGUUUCAUCUAAUGUUCUACAGCACGAGGACGCUCCCUAAUGUACUUGCACUUCCAAUAGUUCUGGUAGCAUUCACGUCUUGGAUGGCUCAGAAACACGGGCGCUUCAUUGGCCUCUCUGCUUUAGUCAUCAUUGUGUUCCGGUCGGAGCUCUGCAUCUUCUUGGGUCUCAUGUUACUGAUGUCGCUGUUGAGCAGGAGGCUGGGACUGCUGCAGCUGCUUUACUAUGCAGUUCCUGCUGGGAUCUUUUCAUUGGCUCUGACGGUGGCCAUCGACACAGUCUUUUGGAGGAAGCUGUUGUGGCCUGAAGGUCAGGUUUUGUGGUACAACACUAUUCUCAACAAAAGUUCCAACUGGGGAACCUCUCCCUUUCUGUGGUACUUUUACUCGGCUGUGCCCCGUGCCCUCGGCUGCACGCUGCUCUUCAUCCCGCUCGGCCUCCUUGACAAGCGGACGAGGAUGCUGCUGCUGCCCACCGUGGGCUUCAUCCUUAUCUACUCGUUGCUGCCCCACAAGGAGAUGCGCUUCAUCAUUUACACGUUCCCUGUGCUCAGCUUGGUGGCUGCCCGAGGCUGUUCUUUCAUUUUGUGCAACUACCAGAAAUCCUGGAUGUAUAAACUGGGCUCUGUGGUCGUGGUUGGCCAGCUGUUGACCAAUGCAGCGUACUCUAGUAUUUGUCUCUACGUUUCCCACCACAACUACCCAGGGGGCAGAGGGCUGCAGGAACUACACAGGCUGUUGCCAGUCACAGCAGAUGUCUUUGUUCAUAUUGACACCUACGCUGCUGAAACCGGAGUUUCUCGAUUCUUGGAGGAGAACAGAAACUGGAGAUAUGACAAACGUGAGGACCUGAGCCUCACGAGUCCUGAUAUCAAAAUGUAUUCACACCUACUGAUGGAGGCAAAUGUCACCAAGAUACAGCUUCUCCAGGACACUCAUCAGCCUCUAGCCUUCAUAGAAGGUUACAACAAUAUUUCCUUCAACAUGUCUCACUUCCCUCCUGUCAGUGUGCGACUAGAGAGAAAAACUGUGCUGAUGGAGAGAAAGACAGCAACCAGACAACAAACUAUAAUAUAGGAAUGAUGUGUUGGAAUAGGUCAUGUUACCUGCGUGACCAAAAAAAGACCAAGGGUGACCAAAACAAGUGUUCUCAAAGGUUAGAUUGGAAUGUAACAAGCAUUUUUCCAGGUGUGAAAAGAAUAACAUGUCUUGUCAUCUGUCACAUUUGACCACAAUUCAACUGCUGACAUGUGCUACCACAUAAAAAUGUUGCAUUGACCUGUCAUACAUCUGUUUAAAACAUGAUACCAGUUCAAAUGGUUCAGCAUUCUCAUGCUAAUGUGUAAUGCAUUGUGUUUACCAUGAAGAGUGAGGAAAAAUGAAAUGUCUUCUGGCAGCCCAGGAGACGGUUUUUCUCUUCCACAGAAUGCUUUGUAUUCUGCACCUCUGCAUUUUUAUGUUCUGUGGAUUGAUUUUCUAGAUGAAUAAAGCUGAAACUGAGUGGAAGCA
Chelmon rostratus (copperband butterflyfish) is the source of this 1914-nucleotide messenger RNA. It is a transcript of the gene alg12, whose product is annotated as ALG12 alpha-1,6-mannosyltransferase. Gene Ontology annotation, cellular component: endoplasmic reticulum membrane. Gene Ontology annotation, biological process: protein N-linked glycosylation. The record is from RefSeq and is a predicted model, not a curated record. Gene Ontology annotation, molecular function: alpha-1,6-mannosyltransferase activity. The coding region runs from base 1 to 1482 and encodes 493 amino acids. The transcript has 9 exons. NCBI's taxonomy places the organism in Eukaryota, Metazoa, Chordata, Actinopteri, Chaetodontiformes, Chaetodontidae.